Messenger RNA from Didymodactylos carnosus, 861 nucleotides. NCBI's taxonomy places the organism in Eukaryota, Metazoa, Rotifera, Eurotatoria, Philodinida, Philodinidae. The record is from the annotation of a GenBank genome assembly.
AUGUCACCUCAUUAUAUCACACGAAUACUGCCAAAUAUGUCGAGUGGUCAAGUGUCGAUUCGACAUAAGUUUACUGGUCCAAACUUGUGCAAUUCAACAGCAUGUGCAGCGGGUGUGCAAGCCAUUGGUGAUGGAUACAAUAUGAUUCGACUGAAUCACGCUGAUGUGAUGGUGUGUGGCUCUACAGAAGCGACAAUAAAUCCGAUGACAAUGUCAGGCUUUUCGAAGAUGAGAGCAUUGACUACAAAGUUCAAUGAUGAUCCAGUGAGAGCAUCGAGACCAUUUGAUCGGUUACGUGACGGGUUCGUUUUGGGUGAGGGAUGUGGAAUAGUUGUGCUCGAACGUUUGGAACAUGCGCAGAGACGAAAUGCGGAGAUUGUUGGUGAAAUACUCGGCUAUGGUUUGAGUUCAGAUGGAAGUCACAUCACUCAACCAAGUGGACAAGGAGCUGUUCAGUCGAUGAAGCAGGCUUUGAACAUGGCACAACUAAAACCAGAAGAUAUUGGAUAUAUCAAUGCGCACGCGACAUCUACACCAAUUGGUGAUCGAAUUGAACGUCAAGCAAUCAGUGAAAUCUUUCAUGAGUUGAAUCCAGAUGUUUAUGUGUCAAGCACAAAAGGCUCAACAGGUCACUUGUUAGGUGGUGCUGGUUCGGUGGAAACAAUUUUUACAAUCUUGGCUUGUUUAAACAAGCGAUGUCCUCCAACACUGAAUUAUAAUCAAGCUGACGAUGAAAAUGAUAAACUAAAUAUUUCAAGUAAAAUUUCGGAUUCAUGGACAAGUGAACGACGUAUUGCCCUGAAAAAUUCAUUUGGGUUUGGCGGGACAAAUUCAACUAUAAUUGUCGGAAAUUACUUGUAG